Messenger RNA from Ictalurus punctatus (channel catfish), 8767 nucleotides. Its product is annotated as rho GTPase-activating protein 21. The transcript has 26 exons. The record is from RefSeq and is a predicted model, not a curated record. Gene Ontology annotation, biological process: signal transduction. Gene Ontology annotation, molecular function: protein binding; phospholipid binding. Bases 569 to 6175 code for a protein of 1868 amino acids. NCBI's taxonomy places the organism in Eukaryota, Metazoa, Chordata, Actinopteri, Siluriformes, Ictaluridae.
GAGUGAGCGCGCGCGCGCGCGCGGAGACUCCGGGAGCGCACAGAUCAGAGCUCAGACCCAUCCAGCCCCGCUCUCUGCUUUUCUUUACACGUUGGAGCAAGUGUCCGCGGCUUUUGUGAGGCUUCUCGGUGCGGGAGGAUGCACGCAAGCGCUCGCGCUAACGGAAUAACACGAUCACCGUAACCGUCUCCAGAUUUGAUUGGAUUUGAAGCGAUGACGGAUUCUUUUUGCGCGCAGUUUAUAUUGUCGGAGGAAAUCUAAAAUAAAACGCGCGCCUCUCUCUCUCUCUCUCUCUCUCUCUCUCUCUCUCUCUCUCUCUCUCUCUCUGUGUGUGUGUGUGUGUGUGUGUGUGUGGUAAAGUGGAUCAUGCGCUUCACUCCGACGUCAGUGUGUUUCUGCGCGUUUUCUAACAGAUCGGAGCGAUCAGUGAACAUGAAAAGAGCCGACGGUGUGGAUUAGACCUUUUUAUAUUCCCCGAGGGUUGUUUUUUUUUUUUUUUUGGACGUCCUCCUUCUCCUUUCUCUCUCCAUGUGGGAUAUAACGGAGCUUCUCCUCGGUCUGGAAUGAAAUGAUGGCGACGCGUCGGGGUGAUGACGGGGUGCGCGCAGCCGCAUCGCCAGCGUCUGAGUGUAAGAAGGAUGGCCAUGAUCCGAGUGAGCUGUCCCCCGUGUCCCCCAUGUCCCCCAUGUCCCCCGCACCCAUGGACCAGCUCUUCUCCUGGCCUGGACCUAAAACCCUGCACCUGCACCGAACCUCACAGGGCUUCGGCUUCACGCUGCGCCACUUCAUCGUCUACCCACCCGAGUCCGCCGUACACUCCACGUUUAAGGAUGAAGACAAUGGAAGUCGAGGGAGACCGCGGUGUCGUCUUGAGCCAAUGGACACUAUCUUUGUGAAGCAGGUGAAGGAGGGAGGCUCCGCACACCAAGCUGGACUCUGCACAGGUGAUCGUAUAGUGAAGGUGAACGGUGAGAGCAUCAUCGGCAAAACAUAUUCACAAGUCAUCGCUCUCAUACAGGACAGUGACGUGUCUCUGGAGCUCUGUGUGAUGCCUAAAGAUGAAGACAUUUUGCAGUUGUUCUCCCGGGACAUCACCGCUCUGGCCUAUUCCAAAGACGCAUAUCUGAAAGGGAACGAAGCGUAUAGUGGAAAUGCGCAGAACAUCCCAGAACCUCCAUCUAUCUGCUACACGCGGAUAGAGCCUAAAACGUCAGGGAUGACGCACACCGAUGAGCCUUCUGCUCCCUCAGGAGCUCAUGGAGUGUUAUCCCCGGGGGCAGAGCCAAGCUCUGAUGUGGGCCAUUGUGUGGAAGUCCAUAUGACACAAUUGUCUCCAUCUCCUCCUGGCUCGCAGGUCUCCAGACUCCAGAAUGCUGCUUGUGUAUAUGAUGAAAGCGUGCGUGUGGCAGGAGUGGAGGUUUCCAAUUCCCUGGAAUGUUCUCCUCGCCCUUACGGCUCAAACACUAACCACAGGUUGCAGGAGACAAAAAACACACCGCUUUGUACCUCGUCCCUUGAAAACCUUUCCUCGGUCCGUCCGAGAUCCCAGACCACACCUUGUUCUUCUUUCGCUAGAGGGACAAAGUUGCACCACACACCGCAAGGACCGUCAGAAUCACCGGGAUUCUCCACACACAUUAAUAUACACACUCCUUUUCACCCUGACUCCACAUCUACUCCAUCCAGUCGACAUGCCAUGAGCCCAUUCACGCCCUCUCCUCCAGCUAUUGCGUCAUCUCCCUGCUCCCCAAUGCAUCAGAACAUCGACUGGAGGAAUUACACCACCUACAAGGAGUACAUUGACAACAAGCGCCUCUAUACCUAUGGCAGCAGGACCAUCCAAGAAAGACUAGACAGCCUGCGGGCAGCAAGCCAAGCUGAUAAAGCAAACGCAAGUACAGAGGGCAUGAAUUUAUCCCAGCCAAGGCAGAGGAGCACCUGUCACGAGAGAGGUCCUGCAAAUUCUGGGGUCCAGUCUCUUUGCAGUGUGUCUCAGGAAAGACUGGAAGUAAAGGAACGAGCAACGUCAAGGGAUUGGCAUCGAAGCGCUUCACAAGAUGCGCUUCCUUCAUCCACAAAGAGCACAUACAAACCACGGGCGAGAUCUUGCGACUACCUGGGCAGACAGGCUGAGAGCAGGGUCUCGCUGAUGGACAGGAGGGUUUAUGGAAGGACAGAGACGGAGGAGAAGGCACGUAUUUGCACUGAAGAGGAGACCAGAGGCUGCAGGCAGUCACUCUCCUUAGGCAAAGUGGCACAGACUCAAAGGACCUUGGUGGGUGGGUAUGGCAGUUUCCCAGGACUAAAUGCUAAAAUUAAAGGUACAGAUCCAAUUCUGAGCUCCAGAGUGCAGAGUCUGGAUAAUACUGCUGCUUCGAAGGCACAGCUCCGCUUUCAGACAUCUGUUUUGGAUGACUCCUACGUAGCCAGGGCUCUCGCUUCCUUAAACAUGGGUCUCACCACAGCCUCAGUGACCACGAAAAACCAAAGAACUGGCCUUGUGCCCAAUCACAUGUCUCCCGGAUGGCAAACCAAGAGCCAUCAGGAGCCCGUUGGUUCCGUUCCUUGCCCUGACUACUCCAAAGAUAGUAGCAGGACACAGCAGGAUGGGUCUUCAGUAGCCACUAAUGGCUUAGUUGCGGGAGGUCUCGAAGGCGCAGAGGCCACAGUCGUGGUGGUGAAGAGGGAGAAAACAAAAAAGUCAGGUCCUUUACCUCUCAGACACCCGUCCUAUAUCCAGGCUGUGAACGAUGGAGCAGGUAGAGUGGAGAAACUCGCGAAAACGCAAAAGUGCUGGAGGUCCAAUGAUGCUGUUCAAGACGGGUACAGACAGCGGCUUGGAGAGGAAUACAAACCCUUUGGAUCUGGCCGACUGCACGAGUCUCUCGACUCCAUCCCCUUCAUUGACGAGCCGUCCAGCCCCAGUGCUGACCUUGAUGACACACAGUUCCGCGUUUGCACCGUCGUCUCCGCUGUUCCGCCAAGCCCCGCCUCCUCUUCCGCCAUCCUUCACCGCCAGUUCUCUCACGAUCAAGACUCGUUGCGGUUCACAGUUCUGGAUUCAGAUUCCGGCACUAAAACCGAGCGCUCCAAGUCCUACGACGAGGGACUGGACAACUACAGGGAAGAAGGACGAGGGAAACUGAUAAAGCACAUCGGUCUGAGUGGACUUAGGAAGGCUGUGGAUCGGUCCUCAGAAGAUUCUGGCUCCAGGAGAAACUCUUUGUCGGAUGUCUUUGUUAACGCUACUAAGGAGGGAGUCCUGCACUUCCGCCAGUUCAGCUCGGACAAGGGCAAGCGUGUAGGCGGCGGCAUGCGGACGUGGAAGCAGAUGUACGCCGUGCUCCGUGGCCACUCCCUCUAUCUGUACAAGGACAAGAAGGAGGGGCAGACACCAAACUCGCACACGGAGGAGGAGCCUGUGUCCAUCAGCAUUAAGUCCUGUCUGAUCGACAUCUCCUACAGCGACACGAAGAGGAAGAACGCCCUGAGACUGACCACGUCGGACUGUGAGUACCUGUUCCAGGCCGAGGACAGAGAGGACAUGCUGGCCUGGAUACGAGCGAUUCAGGAGAACAGCAACCUGGACGAGGAGAACGCACUGAUUACAAGCACAGACCUCAUCAAUCGCAAAAUCAAGGAGUACAACACUCUGAUGAGUCCACCCAGCAAUAAGACCGAGUCGUCCCCAAGGUCCUCUCGUCAGUCUCUGAGUAUCAGACACACUCUGCUGGGGGGGAAUAAAACCCCGAGCCCUCACUCACCCCACAAGGAGCAGGAGAGGAGAAUCACACACAGAGAUGAAGCGAGCCCACCGAAGGAUAAGGGACUGCGGAGGAAAGGGAUCCCGGGACUGAUGAGGAAGCCGUUUGAGAAGAAGGUCACUCCUGGAGUGACGUUCGGCGCGAGACUGGACGACUGUCCUCCUGCUCAUACCAACAGAUUUGUACCCCUGAUCGUAGAGGUGUGCUGUAAGCUCGUAGAGGAGAGGGGUCUGGAGUACACGGGGAUUUACCGAGUGCCGGGGAACAAUGCUGCCAUCUCCAGCAUGCAGGAGGAACUGAACAGAGGCGUGGGAGAGAUCGACGUUCAGGAGGACAAAUGGAAGGACCUCAAUGUGAUCAGCAGUUUAUUAAAAUCGUUCUUCCGGAAGCUUCCUGAUCCUCUCUUCACCAACGAGAAAUAUGGAGACUUCAUUGAUGCGAACAGAACAGAGGAUCCAGUGGAGAGGCUAAAAGUACUGAAGAGGCUGCUUCACGAGUUGCCGGAUCAUCACUACGAGACGCUGAAGUUCCUCUCAGCUCACCUGAAAACUGUGGCUGAAAACUCUGAGAAGAACAAGAUGGAGCCACGGAACCUGGCCAUCGUGUUCGGUCCCACGCUGGUGCGGACGUCUGAAGACAACAUGACACACAUGGUCACACACAUGCCUGAUCAGUACAAGAUUGUGGAGACACUCAUUCAACAUUACGACUGGUUCUUCACUGAUGAGGGAGAAGAGGAACCGGAGACGGUGGUCCAGACAGAGUGUGCAGUGGAGACGCAGCCCAUUCCCAACAUUGACCACUUGCUCACCAACAUCGGCCGCACCGGCGUCUCUCCGGGAGAAGUGUCAGAUUCACCCACUAGUGAUUCGGCCAAAUCGAAGGGUUCAUGGGGGUCGGGGAAAGACCAGUACAGCCGCGAACUGGUCUCCUCCAUCUUUGCUGCAGCUAACCGCAAACGCAAGAAGCCCAAAGAGAAGCUGCAUGCUAGCAGCUCCGAUGAUGACCUGGAUGCUGUUUUUAUCGAGAGUGAGCUGCAGAACCCGAAACAGAUAGAGCCGGAUUUAUCAGGAGACUCACAUGAUGGGAAUGAACCUGAAAAAACACCCAAGGGGCGCAAAGAGCACAGGAACUCCUUCUUCUUGAAGAAACCGUCUCCCUCUAAGAUCUCUGAAUCCCAAAAAUACUCUACACUGCCCAGUCUCCGCCUCCGAAAUCCAGCCCCUUCCAAAAGCUCCACAUCCGAACCACCUUCUCAGGUGGAAGACCUUGGCGCCACGAACCCAGGAACAUGCAGAUCCAGGAAUCGGUUGAGAAUUUGGGACAUAGUAUUGCCAUCUGCCACAGAUCUACCUCCAACCGGGUCUGUCGGAGGAUCAGCCACGGCAGAAGUGAGCUCUAUCACUUCGGAUUACUCGACCACCUCCUCCAUGACUUUCCUGACGGGGGCGGAAUCGAGCGUGCUCAGUGCGGAUUUGCAGAGCCGGGGCGGAGACGAGGCCGACGACGAGCGCAGCGAGCUGAUCAGCGAGGGACGACACGUGGAGACGGACAGUGAGACGGAGUUUCCUGUUUUUCUCAGAGGCACGACGACUCCUGUUACCCCAUCCGAGAUCGUCCCUAGAAAGUCAGAGUGUACUAACGUUCAAAAACCUUUAAACCGCUACAUCCUGGCUUCGCAAAAGCUGACGGCGUUCAACACGUCCAAGAGGCGGUCCUUGCACCAGAAGACGGACAGCGAAUCGUCGUUAGAAGUCGGAGCCGGGCGAGAGAGCGAGAGGAUGAGCCGGAGCGAACCGAGCCGUCUGUCUCGCGUUCUGGAAGCGGUGAAAAAAGGCCGUUCGGUGGGAAGCAUCAGCUCCGCCUCUUCCUCCUCCCACAGCCAGGCAGAGCCAACAAAGCGCCUGAGUAUCACCGAGAGGUUGAAGUCCCACUUCCGCUCAUCCGCAGACGAUAUGUUUGGUAUCGGAGGGCAGAAAAACAGCAGAAAGAAAGAGAAAAGAGUCCGUCGGAGACACACUCUGGGUGGGCAGCGGGACUUUGCCGAACUCGCGGUCAUUAACGACUGGCGUGAACAGGGUGGUACCGAGAAGGGGGCGGAGCUUUCAGACGCGGACCGGCUCAAACUUCAAAACUCGAGAGAGAUUUCCAUUCGGGACUGGAUCACCCGCGAGCGUUGGCAUCCUGGGUCUUUGCGGGCUGGUUCACAGGGGUCAAAGGUCGUGACGGGGACCGAUGAAGGUUCGAGUUGUCCUGCUUCUACGCUAAGUCGCCAAUCCAGUCUGGAUCAGUUGAACGGGGGGGAACCAAAGUGCAAAGGCAAAGCCAACUUGAACUCGGGCGCCGAUGCUCACCCACAUAAACUUUCCGGGGCUCAAGUUGUGCGCUCGCAGUUCUACCAAUGUCUGUAAAAAAUGUCUGCAUAUGUUUGUGUGUGUGUGUGUGUGUGUGUGUGUGUGUGAAACAAAUGAAAGUGAAUGAAUGAAUUAAUGUUCAUAGAGGUACUGCACAAUAUUUUUUAUCCUUUUAAUCCCUUCACCUCUUUUUAACAAAGUAUAUAUAUAUAUAUAUAAAUAUAAAUAUAUAUAUAUAUAAAUAUAAAUUGUAUAUAUCUAUAUGUGUACAGGCUCAUAAGAGGACUAACUGGAGUUAAAUGUAUCAGAUUUGAAUCGUAAUCUCAAUUUUAUGGAUCAAAGUGGCUAAAUGUUCCCUCUUGUAGUGGAUUCGCCAAGACACGUUUGGGAUCAGACUUUUGCAUCUUUUCGUCAUUUUUUCACGUCGUUGCUAACGAGUAAGAGAAAUCUCUCAUAAAUCCCCACGUGAUAAAGUCAUUAUUUUACAGACUGUGACUCCAAGUGCCUGUACAGAUUUAGCCGUAUUUUACCUUCUAUAAAACGAGCAUAACUGAAUCGUGUCUGAACUGAAAUGUUGGUAAAGAGUGCGUUAUAUCCUGUGGGAAAAGAGGUUUUGCACGUUUUUCUUUAGUAUAAAGUCACUCUAGUAAGCGCUAGCCCUUUUCUCCAACUGAAACCAAAAUAAAACUAAUAUAUAGACACGUCUAUAUACGAGAAGCGACGUUUCCGGGGGGCGUUUAGGUAAGCUACCAAGUUCCUAGCAUGGGUACAGCAUGCGUACGUUACGGUCAUGUGACCUGUUAGUGAUCAAAUGCAACAAUAAGCACUUAUAAUGAAGGACAGAACAAUCAGUCCCGUGUGGAUUACUACAGACGUCCUCUAUUAGACAUACUGAACAGGGACAUGUAAUCCCGUCUGAACAGUACUUAAGAAAAAUUUCCGGUUGUCCAAGAUGGCGGCCCCCGUACUAUUCCAGUGUCCAGCUACAUGCUGAAGUUGAGUACAUGUUUAUAAUUACCUGUAACGCCACUGAGCCACAUCAGAACGUCUGUAGAUGCAGAGUGGAGGAGGUAUUUUGGGGGAGAUAGAUAGACGACGUUUCCCAUGGCACUCCAGUGCGAAAAACUAAAGAUGCAAACGUCUCACAGCACAUCUUGGUCGAUCGACUACAUUUGUGGUGAAGGUGAAAUGGUUUACAUUUGUUUUUGUUUUGUUUUUGUUUUUGCUGAAUUGUUAGAAGACAUUACUGGAAAGGACGUCGUGGUCAAGGUCUUCUCUUGAAAGCCCAGUAAUAUGAAGUUUUCCUGUUGAUCUUCAGCAUUAGAAGAUAAAAAGAGCAUACGAUUCAACCGACGUUGCUAUCUUACCACUAGAUUUCUUGAUUAUCAGUCAUGUUUUAGCCCUCCAGCGUGUGCAGAGUAAAUUAGAGCAUUUUGGUAAGGGUAAGGACUACAGAAGGAGACAAUACCGCACUAAAAUAUGGUGACACUAACGCUACGUUCGCACUAGCUAGUGCUUGUGUAGCAUGUUUGUUUGUCGCUUGUGGGUGUUUUUUAUUUGACAUUUUUUUAAGUCCUGAUGAGAAAUGUUCUCAGCUAUACAUAGCUUCUACAUCUGACGAGUUAAACACCAUUUAAAUCCUCAGUGUUUUGAUUUACCGUCAUGUUACAUGCUAGCUUCCUUAGCAGGUUAGAUUAGCAAAGCGAGCUAAAUGGACAUGCUCUCCAGGGGGCGCCAACAACUUCCGCGAUUUCCUUUUUAGCGUGUUAAUGUCUCUUAACCACCUCUUAACGAGAGGUCAUGUAGGACAGGACAGUUCAAAUCUCACUCGUCAGGAUGUCGCUUGCUAGUGUGAACGUAGUGUGAUGGGACAGACACUAAACUAGAUUACAAUAGUGUGAGUGUUUAAAGGACAAACAUUUAUGUGGAAAAAAAAAAAAAGUCCUAAAAUAUCCAGUUUUUUUCCUGUACUUUAGAUUAUUUUUUUUAUAUUAUUCUGAAGGAAGUCCACGUCAGGACUUGUUUUCUGUGCCGUGUGCUGUAGGAAGCAGGUUUUUGUUGUGGUUGUUGUUGUUGUUGUUGUUGUUUUUUACAGUGCAAUGAAGCAGCCAGCAUCACAAAGCGAAAAAGUGAGAAUGAAGUCAAUUUAUAUUUCUAUUUAUAGGAAUAUAAAAAAGUCAGAGCCUUUAUACUGGUAAUACAGGAAGUUCUAAGCAUUAAAGUCACACAAAGUCAUGUCUGUCUGUAAUGAAGUGCCUCGUAAAGCUAAUCUCUGGAACAGGAACCUUUUUUUUUUUCUUUUAAUGAACUGUUGCUCUUGUCGAAUAUUGCAAGGUUUUUUUUAAUCACCAACUCUGCGAUCUAGAGUUUUGUAGGAAACGAUGUGACUGCAAACCAGUGCUUCCAGUCUUAACUCAUCUUUCAUUCUGUUACUGGUCCAUUAUAUAUAUAUAUAUAUAUAUAUAUAUAUAUAUAUAUAUAUAUAUAUAUAUAUAUAUUUUUACAUGCACAUGUUGAUGUAUUCAGAUGGUAAUGUCUGGGUCUGAGAAAGUAUGUGUGCAUGACAAACAGAUGCAUGUGUGAUGACCAAAAUGCUAAAACGAAGAGAGAGAAGGUUAAAAACACUGGAAAUAAAUCGUCUUUUUUUGA